Messenger RNA from Acanthosepion pharaonis, 582 nucleotides. NCBI's taxonomy places the organism in Eukaryota, Metazoa, Mollusca, Cephalopoda, Sepiida, Sepiidae. The record is from the annotation of a GenBank genome assembly.
AUGUGUGAUUUCUUCUUUAUCCAAAUUAUCUUUCCUUUCUUUUUCUAUUUUAUAUAUUCUUUUAUUCUCUUUCUCUCUUUCUCGAUUUCUCUCGUUCUUUAUGUGAUUAUCUCUAUAUCACUUUUCAUUCUUUUUUUUUUAUUUAGUUCUAUCUCUCUUUUUACAUCCAAUAUUUGCCUUCUGGAGACAAAAUCAGAUAAAGCUACGUCUUUUCCGUUUUCGUUUACUCUUUCCUUUUCCCUAAGAAAUUUCUUUUUGAUUGCGUUUAUAUUUGUCUUCUUUUCUUCCUUUCCCUCUUUACACCCUUUUUUUUCUUUUCUUCUCUUUUCAUACAAUUCGUUUUCUUUUACGUUUUUUUUUAACAGUUUUCAUUUUCUUUAUUUUCCAGUUACUAUUUUUCUUUUCUUUCUCUUCAAAACAGUCCUUUUCUUUUUAGCUAUCUUCUUAAAUAUUCCAUUCACCCUUCCUGCUAUUUUUCGAGCUUUCUCUCUGUUGUCUAUCUAUCUAUCUAUCUAUCUAUCUAUCUAUCUAUCUAUCUAUCUAUCUACACCCCCACCCACACACACAUAUAUAUAUAGAUAG